Messenger RNA from Aureobasidium melanogenum CBS 110374, 438 nucleotides. Its product is annotated as ACN9-domain-containing protein. Bases 1 to 438 code for a protein of 145 amino acids. Gene Ontology annotation, cellular component: mitochondrion; mitochondrial intermembrane space. Lineage: Eukaryota; Fungi; Ascomycota; Dothideomycetes; Dothideales; Saccotheciaceae. The transcript is spliced from 3 exons. The record is from RefSeq and is a predicted model, not a curated record. Gene Ontology annotation, biological process: succinate metabolic process; mitochondrial respiratory chain complex II assembly.
AUGCGCGCAGCUACACGCCUCCUAGCAAAAGCAAGUACCGUUGGUACGCCCUCCGGCGGUCUCGGUGUCGUUCCUCACGCCCUUCUCCCACCGAUUCCGCUCUACCGACGCCUACUUCGUGGACACCGAAAGCACCUGCCUCCAGAGAUGCGUGUGUUGGGAGAUGAAUAUGUCAAGAGCGAGUUCCGGGCACACAGAAAUGUCGACAACCCAAUUCAUAUCAUCGGGUUCCUCACAGAAUGGCAAGGAUACGCACAACAGAUUGAGGGCGAGAAGUGGAGAGGAGAGAAGAUGGACAAGGCAAAGAUUGACAAGAUGAGCGACGAGCAGAUUGCCCAGAUGUACGAGCUCAUGCAAGCCAUCAGAAAGCAAGAGCUGGAGGAGAACGAUCCAGAGUUCCAGGCCGCGACUGGCCAGAUUCCUGACAAGAAAGACUAG